Molecule: messenger RNA, 1515 nt
Organism: Cercopithifilaria johnstoni
Lineage: Eukaryota; Metazoa; Nematoda; Chromadorea; Rhabditida; Onchocercidae
Source: the annotation of a GenBank genome assembly
AUGCAAGUGAAUACUGAAGACAUUACAGUGCCAUGGGGUAGGGCACCGGAUCCUCUGGACAUACAGAUGGGCCGAUGGCGUAUGGCAGUGUUUCAAGAUGUUCAAGAAGGUUUCGACCACUCCAAGCUGUACUUUCUUUAUGAUCCGGUUGCAGAUGAAAAUUCAGGGACGACUGGUGGACGUAAAGGCAACCAAGGUUUGGUUGUUUUCGAUUUGUAUCAACGGUGCUUUACUCGAGAGAUACCUGUCUUUUGUGAAGGAACACCAAAAUUCUUAUUUGCAUUGAAGUGUCCUUCAUCUUCUGGAGGUUCAUCAUUUGUCGUUGCUUGUACAGCCAACAGAUAUAAUCAAACAGGGCUAGGCACUCGUUCUCUUUUUCAGUUAUUGCUCUACAAAAUUAAUUUGACAAGUGAUGGGAUGAAUUUGGAAAGCGAGCCGAAAGCAUUAUUAUCAAAUUUCAUAACAAUCAGUGAUGAUACAUUCAUCGUUUCGAUGCGUGAAGAUGCACCUGAAAUUGUGGUGAUUACUGCUCCUGGUCUUACUAUUUGGCGAAUCAACUGUCUUAGCGAGCAGCCUUCCAGCCCAAUCGAAUCUUUCUCAAUCUCAGAGGGCGAUCUCAAUCAUUUUUACGAUGUUUAUCUAAGUCAAGGGAAAAUAUACUUUCUUUCUCAGUCACCUGAUGGACAUUUCGAUCAUUCGCGUAUCCAUGUUCUUGAAAUCACAGGACAGCGUCAGUUACGUACUGUAAUAUGCAAUCCUGAUCCUCUACACGGUGUACCAUGUGCUCGUAAGCAGGCUGCUAUUGAUUCUGUGGCGGGAUACAUUAUACUUGCUGGUGGCGAGGUCAGUUAUGAUGGCUCGGUAUCUCAUCUUGUUGAUUAUUGGUUUCUUGAUCUUUCAACUUUUGUAUGGAAACAAAUGCAUGCGAAAAUGCCGAUCCCUCUGAUUGAACCACGCCUUACAACUGCGGAUUCAGGAAAUAUUUAUUUGUGGGGUGAUUUCGAUCAGCCAAUGCCAGGUAUGCCAACCGGAACACAUCUGCGUAUUCUGAAAAUAACUGGAUUUGAAAGCAUUAAACCACCUCCUUAUGACGAAGCAUCCAAAAAACCUACUUCACCUCCGUUUAUUCCACAAGGACCAUAUCCAGCAGGGGCUGCAGAUGGGUUAUUACCAUCUUAUCCAAGUCUUGGUUUUGUGUCAGAUGAUAACAAGCAGAAUGUGGCUCCUUAUCCACAAAAUAAUUCCCCCUAUCCACAAAAUAACCCCUCUUAUCCACAAAAUAAUCCCUCUUAUUCACAGAGUCAAUCCUUUUAUCCCCCAGGUCAAACAACACAUCCUCAAGAGCAACUGCUACAGGGUUAUCCGGAGUCGGUACCUUACCCUCAGAGUGGCAGCCAUCAAAAUACUUAUCAAGGCAAUACACCGCAGCAGCCGUACGGUGGUGCUCCGGGACCACAUACUGGCCAACGUGCUUAUUAUCCACCACAAGAAAAGCAGAAUUGCUGUCUUCAGUGA